AUGCGAUCGGGCGGAAACACCACAGCCGUGCAGCCAACGGACUCUGACGGUCUCAGACAGACUCAGGUCAGGACUCAGACAGACUCAGGUCAGGACUCAGACAGACUCAGGUCAGGACUCAGACAGACUCAGGUCAGGACUCAGACGGACUCAGGUCAGGACUCAGGUCAGGACUCAGGUCAGGACUCAGGUCAGGACUCAGGUCAGGACUCAGACAGACUCAGGUCAGGACUCAGACGGACUCAGGUCAGGACUCAGACGGACUCAGGUCAGGACUCAGACGGACUCAGGUCAGGACUCAGGUCAGGACUCAGACGGACUCAGUCAGAGCAGAUCCAGAUUGGGGACCACAGGGACCACUUCAGUACAGGGACUCCUUCAGCACAGGGACCCCUUCAGCACAGGGACCACUUCAGCACAGGGACCCCUUCAGCACAGGGACCACUUCAGCACAGGGACCCCUUCAGCACAGGGACCACUUCAGCACAGGGACCCCUUCAGCACAGACCCGAAUGA
Molecule: messenger RNA, 516 nt
Organism: Knipowitschia caucasica
Lineage: Eukaryota; Metazoa; Chordata; Actinopteri; Gobiiformes; Gobiidae
Source: the annotation of a GenBank genome assembly